This is a messenger RNA of Ramularia collo-cygni, 1554 nucleotides long. Its product is annotated as related to DUF6 domain protein. The transcript has a single exon. The coding region runs from base 1 to 1554 and encodes 517 amino acids. The record is from RefSeq and is a predicted model, not a curated record. NCBI's taxonomy places the organism in Eukaryota, Fungi, Ascomycota, Dothideomycetes, Mycosphaerellales, Mycosphaerellaceae.
AUGCCUCAUGAUAAAGCAUCCCGCUCCGGCCCUCCACAUGAGUCCGCCUCGUCGCUGUCUCCUGACCAGAGCCACCUAAACGCCGAUUCCGAAGCCAGCAGGGACACCUCGCGAUUUUCCAGUCCAUUCACUGAGCUCCCCCAUCCAGACAAGUUCGACGCCGACGACGACGGAUUUGAGGACUGGGACGACGACCUUGAAGAGAACAUGCCAUCAGAUCUACGUGAAGCGCCGCGAGGUUCGAAUUCACAUCAGGCGCAACCUUUGCUCGCGGGAGACAAGCACCAAGAUUAUGAGUCGCCUACGCGGCCCUCCCUAGGCCGUCGUCGCUCUACAGCACGCUUCAKAGAGAGGGAUCCAGAAUUAGCAGAGGAUAAGGGAGAUACCCGGAAACGAUAUACAUAUGCUGCAUGCUUCCUGCUCAUAAGUCUCGUCAGUUUCGCCGUACAGACGGAGACGGCGGUAUACAUCCAGCAUGACCUACACUGGACCAAGCCAUAUUGUAUGCUGUACAUGACCCACGGCUCGUGGUCAGUGUUGUGGGUGGUGCAGCUCUUGAUACUGCGGUUGCAAAAGUGGAAUCAGCCCUGGGAUGCCUUCUGGAGACGACAUGUAUCCAUACUUCGGUCGACAGCGCAAAUGAUCGAGCAUCAAACCUUGAAUAUUCCACCCCACCUUCAGAAGAAGUCUCCCUGGCCAUAUUUCAUGCGCACUACAGCUUUUGUAACAUGUGCCCUGACUGUUGCUGGUGGGAGCUGGUACGUGGCAGUGGAUCUCACCACUGCUUCCGACCUGACGGCCAUCUACAACUGCUCAGCGUUCUUUGCAUAUGCUUUUGCAGUCCCAAUUCUGCACGAAAAGCUUCGCUUGGGUAAGGUCGUUGCUGUAGGGAUCGCUAUCGUAGGCGUAUUGGUGGUAGCAUAUGGCGAUGCCGCGACAGCAAAGCAUGGGAACAAGUCUGGAGGCGGAGCUGGGGGCCCGUCAGCACCGGAUAACUCAGAAGCAUCUAAUCGGGCUCUUGGUAACCUCGUCAUUGGUGUUGGAAGCGUGCUCUACGGCUUUUACGAGGUUCUAUACAAACGGGUUGCAUGCCCGCCGGAGCACUGUUCUCCUACACGAGGCAUGCUUUUCGCCAACACGUUUGGCUCCAUGAUUGGCGUCUUUACGCUGCUGGUGCUGUGGAUUCCGAUCCCAAUCCUCCACAUCACAGGGAUCGAGACCUUUGAGCUACCUCGUGGAGAGGCUGCGUGGAUGCUCAUCGUAUCUGUUUUGUCAAAUGCUACCUUUAGCGGUUCCUUUCUGGUCUUGAUCUCGCUCACAUCGCCAGUUCUAAGCUCGGUCGCUGCGCUCUUAACCAUAUUCUUGGUCGCGCUUUGCGAUCAAAUAUUGCCGCCGCCGCUUUACAGUCCAUUAACCGGAGCUGCUGUGGCAGGUGGAUGUCUCAUCAUCUUCGCAUUUCUGCUUCUGAGCUAUGCUACCUACCGGGAAAUGGAGGAGGAGAAUCGRCAAAAGGCCGAAGAACGAGUAGACGAAAGCGAUGUCGAGGAUCUUUAA